Paramecium octaurelia is the source of this 373-nucleotide messenger RNA. Lineage: Eukaryota; Ciliophora; Oligohymenophorea; Peniculida; Parameciidae. The record is from the annotation of a GenBank genome assembly.
AAUGAUUAUCGGCUUGUUCUAUAAGAUCAAACUUAGAAUCAAACAAAAUUAGUAAAGUAUUAUUGAAAUUCAGAUAAUUUUGGUAAAUUAAGUGAUAAAAGAACUAUACUUCUUAUUCUAUUACUAUAAACAAGUUACUUCUCAGGAAUAUAAAGUUCUACAAUUUCCAAAGUGAGACCUACUUCAAAUAAAGAAAACCGUAAAGUUUUACUUAAGAAUAAUCUCCAUUGAAUAGUUUACAUGACAAAUAUCAUUUAUACUUAUAGGAAAUGGGAAGAAUUGUUUUUAUUUUAGAUCUCUACAAUUUUAUAAACAUUAUACAUAAUCUUAGCAUUAUUGGGGAAAGAAGUAAAUAUAAAAGGCCAGGGUAAAG